Messenger RNA from Elephantulus edwardii (Cape elephant shrew), 1585 nucleotides. It is a transcript of the gene LSAMP, whose product is annotated as limbic system-associated membrane protein. The coding region runs from base 1 to 1086 and encodes 361 amino acids. Lineage: Eukaryota; Metazoa; Chordata; Mammalia; Macroscelidea; Macroscelididae. The transcript is spliced from 9 exons. Gene Ontology annotation, cellular component: neuron projection. The record is from RefSeq and is a predicted model, not a curated record.
AUGGUCGGCAGAGUUCUGCCUGAUCGGAAACAGUUGCCUCUGGUCCUACUGAGAUUGCUCUGCCUUCUUCCCACAGGACUGCCUGUUCGCAGCGUGGAUUUUAACCGAGGCACCGACAACAUCACCGUGAGGCAGGGGGACACGGCCAUCCUCAGGUGUGUUGUAGACGACAAGAACUCGAAGGUGGCUUGGUUGAACCGAUCUGGCAUCAUUUUCGCUGGACAUGACAAGUGGUCUCUGGACCCCCGGGUUGAACUGGAAAAGCGUCAUUCUCUGGAAUACAGUCUUCGAAUCCAGAAGGUGGAUGUCUAUGAUGAAGGUUCCUACACUUGCUCAGUUCAGACACAGCAUGAACCCAAGACCUCCCAAGUUUACUUGAUCGUGCAAGUCCCACCAAAGAUCUCCAACAUCUCCUCAGAUGUCACUGUGAAUGAGGGUAGCAAUGUGACCCUGGUCUGCAUGGCAAAUGGCCGUCCUGAACCUGUUAUCACCUGGAGACACCUUACACCAACUGGAAGAGAAUAUGAAGGAGAAGAAGAAUAUCUGGAGAUCCUUGGCAUCACCAGGGAGCAGUCAGGCAAAUAUGAGUGCAAAGCUGCCAAUGAGGUCUCCUCAGCAGAUGUCAAACAAGUCAAGGUCACUGUGAACUAUCCUCCCACCAUCACAGAAUCCAAGAGCAAUGAAGCCACCACAGGACGACAAGCUUCACUCAAAUGUGAGGCCUCCGCAGUGCCUGCUCCUGACUUUGAGUGGUAUCGGGAUGACACCAGGAUAAAUAGUGCCAAUGGCCUUGAGAUUAAGAGCACCGAGGGCCAGUCUUCCCUGACGGUGACCAAUGUCACUGAGGAGCACUAUGGCAACUAUACCUGCGUGGCUGCCAACAAGCUGGGGGUCACCAAUGCCAGCCUAGUCCUUUUCAAGCGUGUUUUACCCACAAUCCCCCACCCCAUUCAAGAAAUUGGCACCACCGUGCACUUCCAGCAAAAAGGACCUGGAUCGGUGAGAGGAAUCAACGGAUCCAUCAGUCUGGCCGUACCACUGUGGCUGCUGGCAGCAUCCCUGCUCUGCCUUCUCAGCAAAUGUUAAUAGAAUACAAAUUAAAACAUAAGAAUAAAAACACACAAAAAUGCGUCACACAGGAUACAAAGAGAGAGAGCGUGGAAGAUGGGGGUGGGGGGGAGAACAUUGGUUUCACAACUUUGUGUGUUUAUAAAUGAAGGGGGAAAUAAGAAAAUGAAGAAAAUACAAUCUUUUAGAAAACAAAAUUAAGUCCAUCAAUAUAAAAAAAAAUGAGGAUAAUUUGGGGUGGGAAAGUUCUACCAGGAUAUGUGUAUUUCUAAGCAAACGUACGCCGUGUAAAGACUACGUCAUGCUAAAGACAUUGGGAUAUUGUGAAAAUAAGCAAGUCAAGAAGUACCUGAUGGAUCCCAACCACCACCCCUAAUUCUUCCUUCCUUCAUCCUUUUUCAUCUAUGGGGGGAAAAUAAGGUCUUGCCUUUGGUGUUUAUAUUUCCAUAACCUCUUUAUUCCAUUUUUCCUUUGAACCAUUUCAGACUAUCAGUGGAAUCCACACUGGAGUUCUCUG